Schistosoma guineensis is the source of this 1053-nucleotide messenger RNA. NCBI's taxonomy places the organism in Eukaryota, Metazoa, Platyhelminthes, Trematoda, Strigeidida, Schistosomatidae. The record is from the annotation of a GenBank genome assembly.
AUGCCGCUGGAUUCAAGCAAGGAAGUCCUCGUUAAGCCGUCAAACAUUUUUUUUCAUUAUUCAACCGAAGCAAGAAUACUGCGCUUCAAAGUCUUAUCUACAGCACGUUCCAAGUAUUUGCUAUCAGUAUGCAAGGGCAUUUUGAAGUCUGGUGAAUUCGUUGAAACUGAUAUUUCAGUAUCCAGAGUUUCAAUAACGGAUGAUACAAAGGACUUUUUCAAGAUCCAGUUUUUCGAUUCAUACGAUGGCUCCGCUUUUUGCGAGCAUUAUAUAUGUUCAACAAUUUCGCGUAACCCCUCUCAUAAUGUUGCUAUUCAAGAUUCAGACUCAUGCAGCACUUGGCCCAGUCGUUAUCAUGAUGUUGGUUUGUCUAACUCAAGCUUAAGAACAGCAUCUUUAUCGCGAGCUUUCGGAAACCUGAUUGGGUUAGAAAAGCGCCCUAUUACUACUAAGACAUACUUAUCAUUAGAUCGUACGAAAUGUGUGGGUCUUUCUAACAUGUUCCCUACAGUUAAAGCACAGAAGAAUAGAUCGAAUUCAAGUACGUUAACAGUCUGUCGUGGUACCAGUGAUAGUCAAUCAGAAAACGCUAGAACGAGCAUUAUAUUGUUUAAUAAUCUACUCUAUAAUUCUUUGUUUAUUUUAAGUUUGAUUGUUUGUCUAUUUGGAAUUUUACUACCGUUCCUUCCAUAUGAUUGUAAAUUAUGGUUAUUGUCAAAGGUACUUCAUGAGCGAUUGAAGAUUAAUUAUAUUACUGCUACUCCAAGUUCAUUGACUUUUCCAUAUCAUUCACAAAACGUCCAUGACCAUUCUCAAUCUUAUAAGCAAAGUUCUGGAGCCACUUAUUCAUCGACAACUGAAUGUCCUACAGGGGAAAAUCCACCAAAAGAUGAGUUUAAUCGUCACACUCGUCUGGCAUUCUUUGCUUUCAAGAGUGCAUUGCGUAGUAUUUGCAGAGCAAUAAUUGCUUUAGAUCCAUUAGUCGCAGUUGCUAAUAUGUCAUGGUUUUGCUUAGGUUUGUUACUUAUGUAUCAUUGGAUAAAAAGAAGGUAA